This is a messenger RNA of Girardinichthys multiradiatus, 1285 nucleotides long. RefSeq names its product tetranectin-like. The coding region runs from base 37 to 636 and encodes 199 amino acids. The transcript is spliced from 3 exons. The record is from RefSeq and is a predicted model, not a curated record. Lineage: Eukaryota; Metazoa; Chordata; Actinopteri; Cyprinodontiformes; Goodeidae.
UCCACGUUGGAGCAGCCACAUUCAACAGGUUUCAGGAUGGAGUUCAGAGGAGUUUCUGUUCUGCUGGGCGUCCUGCUGCUCAUCCACUGCUCACAUCAGCAGACUGCAACGAGGAAGAAGCCGGUGAAGAAAGAUGCAUCGAGGGAUGCUGUCAUGGUGGAGCUGCAGACACAGAUCGAUGACAUCAUUCAGGAGCUCAACCUGCUGAAGGAACAACAAGCUCUACAAACAGUGUGUUUAAAAGGUGUAAAGAUCCAAGGAAAGUGUUUCUUGGCUGACCCUCUGAAGAAACGUUAUCACACUGCCAGUGAGGACUGCAACGCCUUGGGUGGCGUCCUCGGUACGCCCACCUCAAGUCAAGAGAACGACCAGCUCAGGGACUACAUCAAGCAAAGCGUUGGCCUGUAUGAGCAGGUCUGGCUUGGAGUCAACGACAUGACCACAGAGGGUCAGUGGAUGGAUCAAGCCGGCUUUAGCAUCGCAUAUAAAAACUGGGACACGUCCGACUUUGGAACUCCUGAGCCGGAUGGCGGCAAGUCCCAGAACUGUGCCGUCCUGUCAUCGUCCAACGGGAAAUGGCUUGAUGAGAACUGCCGUGAGGAGAAGCCUUCAGUCUGCCAGUUCAACAUAGUUUGAUCCCAUUUAUAUCAUCUUGCACUCUGAACUUUGUUACAGCUGCUUUAUGUGUGCACUCUCCCGCUGCUGCUUGCUAUUCUAAAGAGGGGUUUAAACCAGUGAUUUUCAGCUGCAUCCAGACCAAAAUGAGAUGUAGAGGUCACAGUUACAGUUACAUAACCAGGUUUUAUUUUUGACAAAAGUGAUGUGCUGGUAUGUCAUUUGCAGCAUUCCUUGCGGUUGCAAUAAAACCAGGAGGGACACUGUCCAAUCUAUAAUGAAAAAAACUUAACUAAAUGCAGUUCAUUUUCUGUGUUUAAAACACAACAUGAAAUCUAAUGCAGUUUAUUUAAUACUCGCUGACCAAAUUACCAGCGCUCCUAAGAAAAAGAAAAAGUGAAGGUGCUGGCACCUGAACAUAAAACAUUGGUUAAAUAUUGCAUUUUUCCUCAUAUAAAUACUGAAGCAGGUUUGUGUCUCAGGCUGAGAACAUCUGGUCUAAACUUUGCUGCGUUUAAAUAAAAAGACUCACAAGAAGCCAAGUAAAACUGCAGUUUUCUUUCAAAGCAAGUUAACUUUGCGUUACGCUAAUGUACGAAUCCUAUAUUCUUCUGUAAUGUCCUGUGUGAUGUAUCCUGUAAAGUUACUUUCAAUAAACUUUCAAUAUCAA